ACGUUUUCGAAGCACACGCAUGAAGUCCAACACCACAAUGCAGUCUCAGCAGGAAUGUGCAGCAAUAUGUCCGGUGCAAGCACCAUAUGCACUGCAGCUAGCAGAGGAGUGCUUGCGCCUGGGCAAGGUCAUAGCUUUACCCACUGAUACAGUUUACGGUCUGGCCUGUGAUGCUAACAACGAAGCAGCUAUACAACGUCUCUACGAGAUUAAGGGUCGUGAUGAACACAAACCCGUUGCCAUCUGCGUAAAUACUAUAAAUGCGCUACGCCGUUAUGGUCAAGCAUCCCACUUGAGUGACGAGCUGCUAACUCGCUUGCUUCCGGGGCCACUGACUAUAGUUAUUGAGCGCUCGACGCAUCUAAGCAAUCGCUUUUUGAAUCCUACUACCAGCAAGAUUGGUAUACGCAUACCAGACUUUCAGUUUAUGCGAGAUCUUUGCGCCCUGUGGCACGAACAGCCGCUGGCCUUAACCAGUGCUAAUCGUUCCAGUGAGCCAAGUAGUCUACAAGUGAGUGAGUUUCAGGCGCUUUGGCCACAGCUGGGCGCAGUCUUUGAUGCCGGACGCAUUGGGCAGACGGAAGAGAGACGCCUAGCGUCCACUGUGAUUGAUUUAGCCACGCCAGGACGCUACGAAAUUGUACGUGCUGGUGUAGCACUUAAGCAGACGCUAUCGGUACUGCAGGAAUUUGGUUAUGCAGCUAAAUAAAAUUUGUAGCUGCGCAAUGUA
This is a messenger RNA of Drosophila busckii, 730 nucleotides long. It is a transcript of the gene Tcs1, whose product is annotated as yrdC domain-containing protein, mitochondrial. The transcript has a single exon. The coding region runs from base 20 to 709 and encodes 229 amino acids. Gene Ontology annotation, cellular component: cytoplasm. NCBI's taxonomy places the organism in Eukaryota, Metazoa, Arthropoda, Insecta, Diptera, Drosophilidae. The record is from RefSeq and is a predicted model, not a curated record. Gene Ontology annotation, molecular function: tRNA binding; double-stranded RNA binding; nucleotidyltransferase activity. Gene Ontology annotation, biological process: regulation of translational fidelity.